UGAACGUGAACAUAUUGGGCUCUCUGUGUGUGUGUUUGAGGCAGCUUGGGGGUGUUCGCUUGAUGUCAUUUGGCAGAAAGGAAGGUUGAGCUAACGGUGGUCACACAAGUGGAAAAGCAUCCCAACAACUGUUUUGUUGUCCAGUGGGAGCUUUGGAGUUCUCAGACUGAUCCCUAACUCACAGCAGCAAAGAGGAAAGCUACAGCCCGUCUGCGGUCCGAAACCGGGGAAGAGGAGGGAAGAGCUGCUGGCUAACGGGACUAAAAGUACCAGAUGCUAUUUCAGCGGAGGAGAACCAGCUCGAGUAAACAAGACGGGGUGAUGGGUUCUCGUUUUCCUGAUGGAUAACCGUAAACCUUCACCUUAAAUUGGGAUUUUUUUUAAGUGAGCGGCGUUUGCGUUGCUUUAUUUUUUCUGGAAGUCAGUUGGUGUGACAUUGUACCUGAAAUGCUCGCGCAGUUGCGGUCUCGGCCGUCUAGCAGCCGCUGGGCCGCAUCUCGGCACACCGAGCCCGAAUCUGGGAAAUAGCUAGCUAACUGUCUGCUAGCAGCAGCCGUACCCGAUGCUGCUGCAGCGGCGGCGGCUGCUAAGCGGAUCCGACAGACACCACAAGCACUUCAAGGCCUGAGCACCGAGUCUGCUUUUGUUUUCGCCGCACCGGACUGCAACAGAGAUGUGACGCUUUUGUGUGCCCAACUGGAGCCUCGACGCGAAUGGGCUAGCUUUGCUCCAAAAUGCACAGAAGCACGAGAGCAGGAUCCUCUUGAGGGGGGCGAGGUUAGACUGAUAACAGCCCACCCUGAACCUUUCAACACCCGUGGUCGCACUCGGAUAACGACCACCGCGCUCCCACGUCUUUCCUCGGGGUUUAGCAGCUGGAAGAGGGAUGGAUAAACUCACGAUCAUUUCAGGGUGCCUCUUCCUGGCUGCAGACAUCUUUGCAAUAGCCAGCAUUGCAAACCCAGACUGGAUCAACACUGGUGAAUCAGCAGGUGCACUCACAGUUGGGCUUGUCCGGCAGUGCCAGACCAUCCACGGGCGAGACCGAACUUGCAUCCCUCCCCGACUGCCCCCCGAGUGGGUCACCACACUUUUCUUCAUCAUCAUGGGCAUCAUAUCUCUCACAGUCACCUGUGGACUGCUAGUUGCAUCACACUGGCGUAGGGAAGCUACCAAAUACGCCCGCUGGAUCGCUUUUACUGGAAUGAUCCUGUUCUGUAUGGCGGCGCUCAUCUUCCCCAUAGGCUUCUAUAUCAACGAGGUGGGAGGCCAGCCGUACAAGCUGCCCAACAACACGGUGGUGGGCUCCUCGUAUGUGCUCUUCGUCCUCUCCAUCUUCUUCACCAUAGUGGGACUGCUGUUUGCAGGAAAAGUUUGCCUCCCGGGUUGAGGACUCCACCACGCUCCCCUCUGGACUGCUCCCAGGGGGCUCUGAGAAUACCAUGGGAUUUACUCGAACACAGUGACUGAAAAUUUAAAAAUAAAACCCAACAAAACUCUCGCCGCAAUCCCAAAACGGGGAGGCCUCCGCUUAUGUGUCAAGGGACCGCAGCACCACGGAGAACCGAACGGCUAAAGGAUGCAAAACGGACAAAUGAGCCAAGCGCGACUGGACAGAGACCCGACGGGGGGGGGGUGAGGUGUGAAAGAGUGCAGCCUCCUCGCCACUGCUGAUUUCAGCCACAGCCCUAUUUCUGUUGUCGUUCUGUCGGGGAAGGGUGCUUAAUGUGCUGCUGUCAUGGCAACCACCGCCACUGUGUUGGCGCACAUUUCUUGAGGACCACUACAGCCACUCACCGAUUUGAUUCCCUGCUGCCCCCCUCCAAGCACACAUCUGCUCCAUCACGGCCGCUCCUAUUGCUAUUUUUGGCUCCUCCUUGCUAUUUUCAGACAAAUCUGUUGUACUUUUUUUUUUUUCUUUUCUCUUCCAUCUUACACCACCUUGCCUCUGAAAAGUGUUACUGCUGCUGACUGAGCGGGAAUUGGAGGGCGUUCCGAGAGCCUGUCGGUGUGGGGGGGGAAGCACGGCGCCCCGCCAUAUUGCACGGCCUCAGGUGUGCAGUUGGGAAGAACAGCUGCGUCUGCAGCUGUUCCGCACACAGGCGGCCUGCUCUGGAUGAGAGGUAGAUACAGCUGUGCUUCCUCUUAGUCUCAUCCAGGUUUAGGAACAGGUGGUAGACGGGAGGUCACCGUUAAGGUGAGCGCCACCCAGUCAACGAAUGAUGUUAUUUAUACGGAUAGAAGCAAAAUAUUAGUGUAGGCAGCUCAGCUAGACCCAUCUUACUGAUGCACAUCCCUCAGCAGUAUCUAGAAGACUGUGAAUUUAAGGAAUACUCAUCCGAACAUAAACACACCUCUUGUUCUUGUAUCUUUGUUGAGUAAAGCCAUGCACCGUGGCCUUCCCAAAUGCAUUUCUCAACUUGUACAUUAAUUGCAGAGAGGACGAGACAGUAUUUCUGACUGAAGAUAUGAAAACAUGUGAAUGCUGAAAAUUGGUGGUAUUCUCCUUUAUUGUUUGGAAAAAGAGAGGCAGAAGCUUUUUUUUAAUUAUUAUUUUAUUUUGUGUACGAGUGAAGGCACUGGGACUGCAGGUCAGGUCCAUGCAUGGGGCUGUGCCUCAGAGUGCUGCUCAGGAGCUUUGUGAAUUCUGAAGGCACACAAACACACAUCGACUCUUCCUGCCCUUUUUUUUUUUAAUCGAUCAUAUUUAAGCUACAUUUUUGUUUUUGACUAAAAAAAAAAGCUUUUUUUCUCCUCUAAAUCCCUUUAAUGGAAAUAUUUUUUAUUGCGUUUCAUGGUUAGCUUUCACAAAAAUGUACCACAAACUGAAAAUGUCUGUUAGACAGACUGCUCUUUGUUCAGAGUGGAAAAUUAUAUAACAUUACAAAAAGAAAUAAUGCACAUGGGACAUGUGCAAAUGCCAAAAAAUGCAACUUUAGCUGCCUAUUUCUUACAUCUUUAUGCUCUAACUCUCUCAUUAUACAGAAACGUUUCUCCUCUCAUGUCUUAUUAGGUGUUCUGGUAUCGAUUUAAUGCUACAUUUCUUCUUUUAGCUUCUUUCUUCAUCUGUUCACUAUCUUCAUUAACCUCCUCUUUGCUCUUCCUCCCCUCAAUCCGUCUGCUAAAGCAUAAUUUUAUUUAUAAAAUCCCAAGCCACCAACAUGUAUGUUUUUAAUUAAGUGGCUCUUUAAAGUUUUUGCCUUCAACAUUAAUCAGACGUCUUCCAUUUAAGAAACGCCGUUAAUCCUUAGAAACUCAAACGUUAAAUCUGCGUAACAAACAACUCAAUUACAUUUGAAGCUCAAAUCGAAGAAUUGAUCUCAGAUUUACACAUUCUGUUCACGCGGAACGGCGUGGGAUCAGAUUAGCGACUGACUGUUGGAAAAUGUGUGUUUGUGUGUCGACGGAGUCACAAUCUCCUCAUUUGCAAAGUCUUAGGUUUUUUGUUUUCCCGCUGGGCUUCUCUUCCUCCGUCCCUUCGAUGUAAAACUGCUGAACUUUACGCUCUGCCUCGUUUGGUUUAGUAUCGUGCCAUGGCCUGACUUUGUUUAAUAAUGUACAGUCACAAAAGGCAGGAGUUCUGUAUUAGGAAGCACUGUGCAUUCAACAGUAUAGGUAUCAGACAUAGAAGCACCACAAAUGUAUAAAAAAACAAAAUAACUUCUUACCUCAUUGUUUUUUGUUUCUGCUAUGAUUUUCUAAUGGUGGCAACGUGUGUGCCCUCUAAUUUUGUUUCUUGCCUUGAUCGGAUGUCCACACAUAAAGCCUAUGAUCAUAGGAAAUUAUUUAUCACUGAAUAAAAAGAGAAAAAUGGGUUUGUGUGUGACUGACACCGCUUGGAUUUUGAUUUAUUUCAACGUACUUUAUACAGAUUUGAAUUUUUUUGUUUUGGUGUGAAUUUAUUUCCGUUUUUCCCGCCUCACAAAAUUAAAAAGAAGUGAUCCUGAAA
This is a messenger RNA of Oryzias melastigma (Indian medaka), 3949 nucleotides long. It is a transcript of the gene mosmoa, whose product is annotated as modulator of smoothened a. The record is from RefSeq and is a predicted model, not a curated record. The transcript has 3 exons. Lineage: Eukaryota; Metazoa; Chordata; Actinopteri; Beloniformes; Adrianichthyidae. The coding region runs from base 887 to 1390 and encodes 167 amino acids. Gene Ontology annotation, cellular component: ciliary membrane; Golgi apparatus. Gene Ontology annotation, biological process: negative regulation of smoothened signaling pathway.